Molecule: messenger RNA, 1902 nt
Organism: Cutaneotrichosporon oleaginosum
Lineage: Eukaryota; Fungi; Basidiomycota; Tremellomycetes; Trichosporonales; Trichosporonaceae
Cellular component (GO): nucleus; site of double-strand break
Molecular function (GO): protein binding
Source: RefSeq, a predicted model, not a curated record
ACCCCAUCCACCAUCCACCAUCCACACCUCGAUCAUUAUGGAAGGAUUCGACCUGCCCAUGAGUUUCGGUAAGAAGCCCAAGCGAGGGGGUGGUGCGCCGACUGUCAGCAAGCAGCGCAUGGCUGAGACGAAGAGAGCUCCUGUGCCUCCGCCGCGCGAAGCUCCUCCAUCACAGCCUCUCCCAAGUUCCUCGGGUCCAAAAUCAACCGAAAAAGACGAAGAAGAAGCCGGGCCGCAGCCGCCGAAGCGUAAGGCUGAGUCGGACGACAGCGACGACGAGUUUGAGCCCGAGGAAGACCGGACACCUGUGACACACGAGAUCGUGCUCAAGGACCACACUAAGCUGGUCUCGGCGCUGGCGGUUGACCCGCCUGGCGCGCGCGUAGCGACGGGCAGUCACGACUAUGACUGCAAGCUGUGGGACUUUGGGGGGAUGGACUCGCGCCUGCGCCCGUUCAAGAGCUUCGAGCCGAACGGGACGUACUUUGUGCACGACCUCUCGUACAGCCCCGACGGCAAGCACCUGCUGGCGGUGAGCGGGACGUUCUACCCCAAGGUGUUUGGGCGCGACGGCAACGAGCCGAAGGAGUUCAUGAAGGGCGACGUGUACAUCCGCGACAUGAAGGUGACGAAGGGGCACAUCGCCGAGAUCAACGCGGGCAAGUGGCAUCCUACGGACAACGCCGUGUUCCUGACGUGCGCGAACGACAGCACGCUGCGCGUGUGGGACGUACGCGAUACAAGCAAGCAGAAACACGUCGUCGUCGUCCGCUCCAAGGCGCGCGGGAACAAGACACGCGUCACCAGCUGCUGCUGGAGCCCAGAUGGCAAGAUGAUCGCCGCAGGGUGUACGGACGGCGCGGUGCAUGUGUGGAGCACGAGCUCGAACUAUGCGCGGCCGGACAAGAGUAACGAGAAGGCGCAUGAGAAGGAUGCGGAGAUUACGUGCGUCGCGUUCUCUCCCGACAGCAGGCGCCUCGUCAGCCGGUGCCAGGACGGGACGAUCAAGCUGUGGGAUCCGAAGAACUUGCGGCAGCCGCUCGCGACAGCGAGCGGUAUCGACAACAGGUACUCUGAGACCGAAGUGGCGUGGUCUCCCGACGGCCGGUUCGUGCUUGCGGGUACGGCCGUGAACCCGAAGGACGACGCUGCGGUGGGCGAGGUUCUCUUCCUCUCGUCCGACGACCUGUCGGUCCAGCGUCGCGUGCCGAUUGCCAAGGCUUCAGUCGUGCGCGUACAAUGGCACAGUCGAAUCAAUCAGCUCUUCGCGUCGUGCUCCAAUGGCGAAGUGUACGUCCUCUACUCGCCGCACGCCAGUAUCCACGGUGCGCUGCUCCCGCUCGCAAAGAUGCCGCGUGCCAAGCCGCGGGACGUGAGCUACACGACAGCGGACCUCGCACCGGUUGUCUUCGCGCCAGAUGAGCACGGCCAGAUCAGCGCCGAUCAGCGACACGGUCUCAGCCUGCAUCAAAUGGAGAAGCGCGCGAAACGGUUCAAACCCACCGAGCCGCUGACGGGUGCGGGCCGGGGCGGGCGCAUCGGCGCGAGCGCUACUGCGGGCUUCGUGCAGGAGAUCUUUGGGAAUCGCGUCGGCCUUGAGGACCCGCGCGAGGCGCUGCUCAAGUACGCGACGAAGGAGGAGCAGGAACGCGUCAGGUUCCUCGCCAAGUCGCCGCCGCCAGGGCGCGACGACUAGUCGGUGCGCAGGACGCGGCGCGUUCUUGCGGCCCCGCGGCCUCAGGCGCGGCUGAUCGUUCCGUCGCGUCACAUCGUAUAUGCAUGGAUAUGUGCGCGAUGAAGUAGUAUGCUGCCCUCGCAAUUGAUGACAUCACGUUGAUAAAUUGUGGCCCACUGGCAACUAUUUGCCUACAAUGGCUAGCACUAUGCAUGCGAUGGUGCGCU